CAUAUUUCAUGUCAGUGUAAAUAUUGAUUGUCAUUGUCUGUUGUUCCUACUAACACAGAAUCUUUUUCUGGAUUGCUAGUAGUACAUCAAUUCUUCAUUUUAUACAUGGGUGAACUUCUGAUAAAUUGCAUGCAAAGAAAAUUUUCUAGCAAAAGAGAACUCUAUGUGACAAAAAGAAAAGACUAACAAUAAUUUCCUUUUAUAAUUGUAUUGUUUAAGUUGUAAAAGAGAAUGUUUUCAUGUCAAUGGUAUUUUUUGUCUGGUGUUUGUUUUUUGUGUAUGUGGCAUAUUGUUCAUUUGUGGUAAGAAAUCUGUCUCCGUUUUUGGCUAGUGAGGUAAUAUUAAUAGGAAAAGUAUCAUACCAAUGCAUAUAUGCAUUUCUUCCAAAGGGUUGAUUUUUAAAAUGUGACAUGUCUGAGGUGAACCGAGUCAAGGAAGGGACUUCAUUUAGCAAUAUUAGCCUUGGCUAGCGCAGCCUUUACCUUCACAAAGUCACGAGGAAAACACAGAGAAUAGUGGUGGUGUCCACUAAUGCUAUUACAUCUGCUUCUAUUUAAUUCACUUGAUUUUAAAACACUUCUUUAAACAUAACUACUCAGGGAGCAUCUGAACAAAAUAUUCCAAAACUAAAAAAUAUGAAAUGGAAAAUAAACCAAUAUCUAAUGAAAUACAAAAUUCCAAAUUUUGGAGAGCCACUUAACUAGAAGGAGGCCAUUUAAAGAAUUUAGAUGUCAGACUGAUAAUAUUAACUCCAUCAGAGAAUAACAGACCAAUGUGAACUCCAGGAAACUUUAAGGAUUCCAGGGUUAUGAUUUUCUGUAAUGUUUCCAAAGGAAAAUAUUAUACAACAUUGCUUAAAAUGUCUAUAACACCUACAAAUAAUCUGCUUUUACUAGGAAAAGAAGAACAGUGUUGAACUAUUUGUGUCUCCCAUAAACCGAAAAGCAGGAAUUUCUGACGCUCUGCCAUCCGAGGAAGUGUUGCAUUCACUUAACAUCAAUGUUUUACAUCAAAGCUUAUCCCAAUUUGGAAUCACAGAAGUCUCCCCUGAGAAAAAUGUUUUACAAGGGCAGCAUGAAGCGGACAGAAUCUGGAGCAAAGAAGGAUUUUAUGCUGUUGUCAUUUUUCUCAGCAUCUUUAUUAUUAUAGUAACGUGUUUGAUGAUUUUAUACAGAUUAAAAGAAAGGUUUCAGCUUUCCUUGAGACAGGAUAAAGAGAAACACCAGGAGAUCCACCUGUCACCCAUCGCGUUACAGCCAGCACAGUCAGAGGCAAAGACAGCCCACAGCAUGGUCCAGCCCGAGCAGGCGCCAAAGGUGCCAAACGUUGUGGUGGACUCUCAAGGCCGAUGCACUCCUGAGAUCAAAGCUUCCACCUCCACCUCUGUCUGCCCUUCUCCUUUCAAAAUGAAGCCCAUAGGACUUCAGGAGAGACGAGGAUCCAAUGUAUCUCUUACGUUGGACAUGAGUAGCUUGGGGAAUGUUGAACCCUUCGUGGCUAUUCCAACCCCACGGGAGAAGGUGGCCAUGGAAUACCUUCAGUCAGCCAGCCGAAUUCUCACCAGGUCACAGCUGAGGGAUGUCGUGGCAAGCUCACAUUUACUCCAAAGUGAAUUCAUGGAAAUACCAAUGAACUUUGUGGAUCCCAAAGAAAUUGACAUUCCACGUCAUGGAACUAAAAAUCGCUAUAAGACCAUUUUGCCAAAUCCUCACAGCAGAGUGUGUUUAAGGCCAAAGAAUGUAACUGAUUCACUGAGCACCUACAUUAAUGCUAAUUAUAUUAGGGGCUACAGUGGCAAGGAGAAAGCAUUCAUUGCCACGCAGGGUCCCAUGAUCAACACCGUGAAUGACUUCUGGCAGAUGGUUUGGCAGGAAGACAGCCCUGUGAUUGUUAUGAUCACAAAACUCAAAGAAAAAAAUGAGAAAUGUGUGCUAUACUGGCCAGAAAAGAGAGGGAUAUACGGGAAAGUUGAGGUUCUGGUUAUCAGUGUAAAUGAAUGUGAAAACUACACCAUUCGAAACCUUGUCUUAAAGCAAGGAAGCCACACCCAACUUGUGAAGCAUUACUGGUACACCUCAUGGCCUGACCACAAGACUCCGGACAGCGCCCAGCCCCUUUUGCAGCUCAUGCUGGAUGUAGAAGAAGACAGACUUACUUCUGAGGGCCGAGGGCCUGUGGUUGUCCACUGCAGCGCAGGGAUCGGUAGGACGGGGUGUUUUAUUGCUACAUCCAUCGGCUGUCAACAGUUGAAAGAAGAAGGCGUUGUGGACGCACUAAAUAUUGUCUGCCAACUUCGCGUAGACAGGGGUGGAAUGGUACAAACCAGUGAGCAGUAUGAAUUUUUACAUCAUGCUCUCUGCCUGUACGAGAGCAGACUUUCAGCAGAAACUGUCCAGUGAUUCGUGGGAGACUCACCUGAUCAUCAAUCUCUGGGGUGAUUAAUCAAAUCACCCACUUGAGGCUUCUCUAAGAAGCUUCCUGCAAUGGAAGGAAAGCUGCUCUGAAGCCAACCUGUGGCAUGGAUCAUGGAAGACUUGGCAACGUGUUCAAGAUUGCCAGCCCCUUGUGUACAUGAAUGCAUUUGUAAGCACCCCCCAAAUUAUUCUAAAGGCCCUAUGCUGAUGGAGGUAUGAUACAUUUCCCACACAGUCUAAGGUGGAUUUUGUUUUGUCUGUGUUGUCUAUCUGACACACAGAACAUGUGUAUGUAAUAUUCAGUGGUAUCUGUCAUCAAGGGAUGACUAGAAGAGCUGCUAAAGAAAUCAUUAUUGUGUGUUUAGAUGCUUUAAUGUUUGCAGAGUCUGUCUUGUGAAUGGACUGUCAGCUGUUCAACUGUUCCUGUUUUAAGUGCUAUUACCUAUCUCAGUUACUGGAAUCUUGCUGCUAAAGUCGCAAGUGAUUGACAAUGGAUUUUUAACAAAUAAGUUUUUGUUUUUGAAAAAAAAUCAAAAGCAGUUAAUAUUUUAUAUGGAAAUGUGUCUUGAUAAUAUUAUCUAUUAAAUGUGUAUUUAUAGUACCUCCCAUCAAUUACAGAGCACAAUGAUUGUCAUUGGAUAUAUAUGUACUUAUUCUAUUUCCCAUUAGGCAUAGAGGUGUGUUCUGCUCCAGAAUUCUAUCCACUAUAUUUCUACAUUGUGAAUUGUUUUACUUCAAAAGGGAAAAACAAAUUUGUAGCAACUAAAAAGCAUCCAAAUUUAAUCCUUGUCUCUCUUUUACUAAGAAGGGAGUUUUGAAUAUGCUGUCUACCUGGAAUCUCUCCUAAUUAAAGGCAGAUACCUUUGGGGAUGUUGUAGCCACUCCCAAUUCCAGAGGUUCUUCAAAAGGAUGCUGCCAUGUAUGUCCUUACAUUUCUGAAAGGUUUUAAUCCUCAAGAGACAAAUAAAAUUAAAAUAACUACACUCAGCAAACACCUAGAUGUUCCACUCAAAAAUGAAUUUUUAAUGCAGCGAUGUUGACUUUGUUUCAUACUGCCAAUAAACUACUCUUAAUACUAAA
Ictidomys tridecemlineatus (thirteen-lined ground squirrel) is the source of this 3494-nucleotide messenger RNA. NCBI's taxonomy places the organism in Eukaryota, Metazoa, Chordata, Mammalia, Rodentia, Sciuridae. The record is from RefSeq and is a predicted model, not a curated record.